This is a messenger RNA of Polyodon spathula (Mississippi paddlefish), 3844 nucleotides long. RefSeq names its product multimerin-2-like. Gene Ontology annotation, molecular function: protein binding. The record is from RefSeq and is a predicted model, not a curated record. Lineage: Eukaryota; Metazoa; Chordata; Actinopteri; Acipenseriformes; Polyodontidae. The transcript is spliced from 8 exons. Bases 70 to 3174 code for a protein of 1034 amino acids.
CUUUGAAGCAGAGCUCUUCAGAUUCGUAAAAGGGAAGAAGCACAAGUACUCAGCUAACUGUGAGGAGACAUGAUUUUAAAGCUGCUCAUUCUGUUGUCCCUGGCUGUGCUGGUCCGCUCUGACUUGAGAGCAAGGGACCCGGGGUUAGAGGAGGAGCCCGAGAAAGAGCUCCUGAAACAGGGUGACUGGCACCCCCAACACCACUUCGGGGUACAGCCUGAGACGCAUGGGUUUGUGACCCCUGGGGACCCCCCAGCAGAAAGCACAACGAAGAUUGCGCUUCCCACAGGAGAGACAGCAACCCCCCAACUUACAGCCCGGACAGGAAACUGGUGUGCCUUCGUCCACUCUCGCAUGGUGACCACCGCGGUGUCCUGCGGCACAGAGCAAUACACCAUCCAAUCCCAGAAGCCCUGCCCCUAUGGGACUCCCGACUGCCAGCUCGUAAUGUACAAGCUGUCCCUGCGGCCGGUGUAUCGGGAAAAGCAGAAGGUCUUCACAGCACUGCAGUGGAGGUGCUGCCCCGGACACAUGGGAGCACACUGCGAGGAGACAGUUGCAGCUUCGAGCUACGUGUCUGUACCGAUCAACCAGACAGCAGGAAGCAGGGAGCAGGAAUCUCACCAGUCUCCAGGCCCAGUUCCCCCUCAUCUCCUCCCGCUCCCUGCAUAUCCAGGGAAGGUGAUGCGGAUGGCUGGAGAGGAAAGAGGUCUGCAGAAUGAUAUCCAGCACCCAGGCAGCUUGCUGCAGGACCUUCACUCACUACUGGGGGAAAACAAGACCUUCGGGCCCGACCUGAACCAGAACAGAACAGACUUGGCUGCCCCACUGUCUCUCCUGGCUCAGCUGCUCCUGCCUCACCUGGAGGCCCUUGUGAAGGAACAUGUGCAGAGGGAGUGGGCUGGCUUCAACAAGAGCCUGCAGAGUCUGUCCCGAGAGCUGGGGGUGUUGGCCUGGGAUGUGGAGGUGCUGCGAAGGGGGCAGAAGAGGGGGGCAGAUGGGGAGGGCAAAGAGGGAAGGCAGCACUUUGAGUCGGAGCUGCAGGAGAAAGUAAACAAGCUGGAGGGGGCGCUACUGAGCUCCCGGGGCUCUGAGCUGCAGGACAAGCUUCACUCCCAGCAGGCCUCACUCCACUACAACCUGACCGCCAUUAAGACAGAAACGGACAUAAAGGUGAAGCGCAACCAGAAGAUGAUCCAGGUGAAGCUACAGGCGCUCAACAGCUCCCUGGCUGAGGUGAAGAGGGAGCAGGAGAGGUUGGGAGAGGAGCUCCGCAGGCAGAGACACAGCGGGAGAGAGGAGGAGGAGGAGGAGGGUGGUGUUGUGGGAGGACAGAACGGAAAGGGUGGGUUCAAUCCCAGUGUUUGGGAGGCAAUCCGGCGGCUGGAGCGCAAGGUGUCGGAGAACUCUGGGAACGUGACCUAUCUUGUGGAGGAGAAUGACUUCUCCGCGCAGAACGUUCAGGACCUGCAGCGGGGGUUCCGGAGCCUGGAGAGCGCCCUGCAGGAGACGGCCAGGGAGAUCCGUGUGCUGUUCAUGGAAUCCGGGCUGACAGUGGAGGACAACAAGGUGGAGGUGCUGCAGGGGGUGACGGGGCUGGCAGCCAACCUGAGCGCCCUGGAGAGCCAGCUGAGGAACAUUAGCGCCAAGGUGGAGGAGUUCUCACUGGACAUCGAUGACCUCUAUGGCCUCUACCCCAGCCACUGCAACUGCCAGAGCCUGGCCGCAGAGCUGGCCCUGCUGGGAGAUGAGCUGAGAGAGGAGCUGAGGAACUGCACCCGGGUCACAGAGAGCACCAGGCACGAGCUGGAGAACGCCAGCCAUGGGGCCUGGCGGCCGGGCCUCACCAGCUCUGUGGAGGACCUGAUCGUGGGGCUACAGCAGGUGCAGCGCACCCUGGCUUUUGAGCAGGAGAAGCACAGGGCGCUGCAGCUCAGCAUGUCACAGCUACAGGAGGCCGGGCUGGGGCUACAGCGUGAAGUGAGCAGGCUGCUAGACAGGGAGGGGCACUGGACCAUGGAGAUCCAGAGGCUGUCCAGCUCCUUCCAGUCCCUGCUGGGGGAUGCUGUGAGACACGCAGAGGUGCUGGAGGCCUUGCUGGGGGCAGAUGUGCUGGAGUUCACCAGCGAGAUGUCCUCACAGCUGGGGGAGCUUUCUGUCCCCGCCCUGCAGGAGAGUGUGAGGGACACCCUGGCCGGACUCCAGGCACACAACUCCAGCCUAGUGUCCCUGGAGAGGAGAGUGGAGGGGCUGCUGCUGGAGCUGGGGAGGGAGAGGAAUGAACGGGCUUCUCCCCCCAUAUCCACCAGCGAGGGGCCCCCCAGUAGGAACUCCAGAGCUGUGGAGCACAGGAGCGGACACCUGAGGCUACGGGAACCACCAAUGGGGGAUCGGCCCCUAGACAAAGAGCUCUCAGCCCUGGAGGGGAUGCUGAAGGCUUUAGGGACCCAGGUGAGGAGGCUGGAGGAGCAACAGCAGCCCUGCCCCCAGUCCUGCUGUAACUGUACUGCAGUGCCCUCUGGUGGUUGGGCAGGGGAGCUGCAGAAAUUCAGGCAGGAUCUGGAAAACCACCUGCAGGUUUUCCACAGAAUCUUCGGGGACGCAGAGGCACUGACUGCCUCAAACGUGACAGUGGAUCUGAGCCAGCUGUGGAGCGCAAUGAGGAAGAUGGAGAGGAAAAGGCAGAGGGGGAGAGAGAGAGGGAGAGAGGGAGACAAGACAUUGCGAUCGGGGGCCACGGUCAAGCGGAACACGAAGGAAGCAUGGCUAGAGGCACAUGUGCCCCUGGACCCCCCGGUUGUGUUCCUGGCCAGCACCCCCAAGGUGUCCAGUCAGACCGGGAUGGUGGUGUUCGAGCAGACGGUGCUGAACACGCGGCAGAGUUACUCCCCCGAGACAGGUUUCUUCACCGCCCCAGCCCGCGGCCUGUACCUCUUCACACUGAGCCUGGACUUCGGGCCAGGCCCGGCGCUGGGGCAGUUCAUGAGGGGAGAGGUCCUGGUGGCUAGACUGCACCAGAACCACAGGAGACCCGUGGGCUCACUGACCCGGGUCUGUCUGCUGGAGCUGGUCAGGGGCGAGCAGGUCCGAGUGGAGCUGAUGCAGGGGUCCUUGGAGAGAGGCAGCCAGGCUGACAACACCUUUGGAGGUGUGCUGUUGUUUAGAACGUCCUGAUGGCUCUCCCUCCUCUUGUCGCCUUUAAAACACAGUGGUGGUUGCAUAAAAAUCAAACACUCUUCACUAAUAAUUUAAGUUAUUAUUCUUUUCUUGAAGUUAUCGAAGGUAUUAAUUUAAGUGCACAAGGAUGGUUUAUGUAAACCACCUGUGCGGUACAAAUCCAACAUUUUCAAAGGCAAAAAAAACAACAAAAGGGACAUUUUAAUUUAAGGUGUUUUAUGCAACUGUCCACUGGCCCUGAAACCGCCUCACAAACUUUGGACAGAUUAACUUGAUACAGAAACUUUUAAUUUAAAAGGAAUUUUUUUAUUUUUCAUAGAACAAAACCAGCUCUGUUUAAGGAGUUUUGCGAUCGUCAGUAUUGAAAAAAAAAAAAGUAUAAAAUAUGGGGACAGAGAAUCGAAUAUCAUCCUUAAAACAACAACUGGAUACUUUAUGCAGAGAAAUCAAUGCUGACCAGAUACAGGCUUUAGCCCCAAAUAGUUUGUUUUUUCCAAUUGCGCCAAAUGUAAUUUAUAGCUUGUUCUGUAACUACUUUUAUGUAAUGGAUUUCCAUUGGUGUUUUAUACCUCUCUCCUGUAGGUGGAGCUACUGAGACAUUCAUAUUGUAUACCCACUUACAGGUGGGGGUAUUGUAAUAAAUAAUAAAUUUAUGUAUGUGUUUCCA